UCAUAAAUUACAGUUAAUGUACUGGAGUUACACUGUUUGUCAACUUAUUUGCCGUAUAACGUUCACGAUAAUCUGCAGUUGCAAUUUUUCAUAAGUAUAUAAUUAUUUUAAAAAUUCAACAACAUGCCAACUUUAAGUAUUACUACUAACAUACCAAAAUACAAAGUUCCAUCAACUUUUUUAACUGAUGCAUCAAAAUUAGUCAGCCAAAUACUCCAAACACCAGAACUAUAUAUUGGUGUGAGAAUCAAGGCAGGACAACAGGCAUGUUGGUUUGAUAAUGAAUCACCAUGUGCAUUAGGAACCAUAACUGGAACUGGAAACUUUGGAACAGAUGAAAAUAAACAAUUUUCGAAGAUAAUAUUCGAUUUUAUUGAAAAACAACUUGGCGUACCUCAAAAUAGAUUUUAUUUAUCAUUUGUGGAACAAAAACCAAGCAAUAUUGGAGUUAAAGGCACAACUUUAGCAGAGAUUAUUCAAUAGAUUAUCAGAAGCUCAAUGAUUUUUUGACGAUAAAAUUAUUGUUUUUUGUUGUUUUUUUUUAUCACUUUUAAAUCUAUAAUGUAAUAAUAUUAAUAAUAUUAAAUAAUUUGUUUUCAUUCUA
This is a messenger RNA of Aphis gossypii (cotton aphid), 604 nucleotides long. Its product is annotated as macrophage migration inhibitory factor-like. The transcript is spliced from 3 exons. The coding region runs from base 124 to 483 and encodes 119 amino acids. The record is from RefSeq and is a predicted model, not a curated record. Gene Ontology annotation, molecular function: phenylpyruvate tautomerase activity. Lineage: Eukaryota; Metazoa; Arthropoda; Insecta; Hemiptera; Aphididae.